Molecule: messenger RNA, 330 nt
Organism: Schistosoma intercalatum
Lineage: Eukaryota; Metazoa; Platyhelminthes; Trematoda; Strigeidida; Schistosomatidae
Source: the annotation of a GenBank genome assembly
AUGCGUCAAUCAACUAAUUCAUCUCAAGAACAAAACGAAAAAGCAAUGUCAGCUAAUUCGAUAUUUCUCAUUGCUUUAUUGUCAUACACAUUGAUAAAUCAAUUAGGCAUAACCAAAUCAAAUCCAUGCAAGUAUUGCCUACGAUUGUACGAUGGAACGUAUGAGAAUGGUUCAUAUACUGACGUGUACAAAAGCGUUGGCUCACUCUCACCACCAUGGAUACCUGGAUCUGUUUGUGUACCUUUGAUACAUGAUUCGAAGGGACAGCCACCAUAUUGGCGUUUAUAUGAGUACGUUUCCAGAUCAAAUCACUUUAAUGAUUAUGUUUAA